Messenger RNA from Neurospora crassa OR74A, 2177 nucleotides. RefSeq names its product U4/U6.U5 tri-snRNP-associated protein 2. Lineage: Eukaryota; Fungi; Ascomycota; Sordariomycetes; Sordariales; Sordariaceae. Gene Ontology annotation, molecular function: cysteine-type deubiquitinase activity; zinc ion binding. The record is from RefSeq and is a predicted model, not a curated record. Gene Ontology annotation, biological process: mRNA processing; spliceosomal complex assembly; protein deubiquitination. The transcript has a single exon. The coding region runs from base 161 to 1843 and encodes 560 amino acids.
GAUCUCGAAACUUUCCCAAAAUUCUGGCUGUACACCACACUUGAAACAUCAACAGUACUAUUAGGCCCACUCCCCACCUCCGACGGCAGCACGACGAGACGAAAUACAUUCAGCUACGAGCGGUAGUCACCCUCAACUUAACGAUCAUCAACCAUUUACCAUGUCGAACCUCAAACGCCCAGCGGAAGAGGCCUUCGACGCCGUGGAGGGCCUCUCGCCGUCUUCAAAGAAGUCAAGGAUCGAUGAUUACGACAAAAGUCUCACUCCAGCAAGCGCAAUCGCGAAUGGUGCCGAAACACGGGAAGGGUCAAACGAGGAGAAGGCGGAACAGACCAAUGGCGAAAACAACAGCAACGAAGUAAAGGACGAGGAGGAUGACGACCUGGAGGCUGGCGAGGAGGUUGAGGUGAAGGCGCCAAUCCGACAAGCCGCCCCAACAGAAGGCUACGACGAUCUCUACCUCGACACAAUCGACCGUAAUGUUCUCGACUUCGACUUCGAGAAGCUAUGUUCCAUCAGUCUCUCAAACAUCAACGUUUACGCCUGCCUCGUAUGCGGCAAGUACUUCCAGGGUCGGGGUCCCAAGUCGCACGCCUACUUCCACGCGCUCGACGAAGGCCACCACGUGUACAUUAACAUGAGCACCCAAAAGGUCUACGUGCUGCCGGAGGGCUACGAAGUCAAGUCCAAGUCUCUCGACGACAUCAAAUACGUCUCGGACCCGCGCUACACGCGCCAGGAGGUUCUCGACCUGGACCGCAAGCCGCACGUGUCGCGCACGCUUCUAGGCAAAGAAUACGUGCCGGGGUUCGUGGGUAUGAACAACAUAAAAGAUAACGACUACCUGAACGUGAUCGUACAGGCAUUAUCACACGUCUCCCCCCUCCGCAACUUUUUUCUCCUCGAAGACUUCUCCAAUGCGCCCGAACUAGUUAAGCGUACUUCCAUCCUCUUCCGCAAAAUCUGGAACCCGCGCGCCUUCAAAUCACACGUCUCGCCCCACGAACUGCUGCAGGAAAUCUCCCUCCGCUCCAACAAGAAAUUCACCCUAACGCAACAAUCCGACCCGGUCGAGUUCCUCUCCUGGUUCCUUAACCACCUCCAUCUGGGGCUCGGCGGCUCCAAAACCAAACCCCACUCCUCUGUCAUCCAGCACAUCUUCCAAGGGAAACUCAAGGUCGAAUCGCAAGCCAUCACCGCGCGCGCCGACCAAGUGCACGACCGACUACGCUUCGAAGAAGCCGCGGACGUACAGUCGUCCGUCUCCCGCUUCUUGCUUCUCACGCUCGACUUACCGCCGGCCCCCCUGUUCCAAGACGAACAAGAACGCAACAUCAUCCCCCAAGUGCCCCUAACCACGAUCCUAGCAAAGUACAACGGCGUAACCGCCCAAGAACUCAACGCGCAGCGCAAGCGGUACCGACUUCAACACCCCCUGCCCCCCUUUCUGGUCUUCCACAUCAAAAGGUUCAGCAAGAACAAGUUUGUCUCAGAAAGGAACCCUACGAUUGUAACUUUUGACGCGCGCAACCUGGAUGUUAGCCCUUACGUGGAGCCGGAUCCGAAUUCGCAUCAACACGGGGAGCCGAUCUGGUAUGAUUUGGUGGCCAACGUGGUGCACGAGGCGGUUAGGAACAAGGAGGACGUGGCGGAUAGUGUCGGGGAGGAGCGAAAGACGUGGAAAGUGCAAUUGCGGGAUAAGGCGACGGAUGAGUGGGUGGUGGCGCAGGAUUUGUUUGUGGACAAGGUGCGGAGCGAGUUGUUGUACUUGAGCGAGAGUUAUUUGCAGAUUUGGGAGAGGAGGAGGGAACCUCCGCCGGGCAAGGGGAAGGGGAAGGCGUGAGGAUUGAAUCAUGCGAGUGCGAGUGGGUAGGAAGAGGUCGAAAGGAGGACACUUGAUGAUUGAGCAGGGGGGUCUUGAAUGGAUAGUGUUAAUGGAGGCCCGUACGAAUGAAAAGGCAUGUCCAUACGCAAAGUCAAGACACCAUGAUAAGAGAUUUUCUGACGUCCAAUACUUGGGAUCAAGCGUUCAACGAGAUAUCUGACAUACCCCCUGCUUCACCCCCUUACAGUUUCGCAUGCUCAAAGAACAAUGGACCAUGCCAGCAAGCAUCAUAUGCAUGCAUGCACAGGUUAUAUAUUUCCCUCCGCCUAAUCCACGUCAAGAUUCCAUCCCA